This is a messenger RNA of Oncorhynchus nerka (sockeye salmon), 538 nucleotides long. Its product is annotated as pyruvate dehydrogenase phosphatase regulatory subunit, mitochondrial-like. NCBI's taxonomy places the organism in Eukaryota, Metazoa, Chordata, Actinopteri, Salmoniformes, Salmonidae. The record is from RefSeq and is a predicted model, not a curated record. The transcript has a single exon. The annotation marks the transcript as partial.
CUCUUCAGGAAUGGGGAGCUGUGUGGUACCACCACCUCCUCUGCCUACUCCUACACCCUGGAGAGACACGUGUGUCUGGGCUUUGUCUCGCCGCCCUCCCUGGACGGCUCCCCUGCCGCGGUGACCCCAGACUUCAUCAACAGGGGAGAUUACGAGGUGGAUAUAGCAGGACAGAGAUACCCAGCCAAGGCCAAGCUGUACCCCUUCAGCUCUCUGUUCGCCCAGCAGAGACGACGCAAAGAUGAGAUGGAGCUCAGUAACUUUCAGGGCAAAUGAGGAGGAGGAAGGAAUGUAGGAUCUAAGAAGAGGGGUCUGAGUGAAGGGUGAACUCCUCCAGACAUGACCCUUUAACCUUUCUCUCGCUCCACCCUUCUGGUGCCGAUCUGUUCUCUGCCUCUCGCUCCCACGCUGAAGGGAGUACCAUUUAACGCACAAUCAAUCCCCUGCCCCCAUCCCUCUCUCCCCUUCUCUUUCAUAGUGCAAUAUCUACAAGAUACCAAAAACUCCAGAGUUGUCUGUCUGUCAGGACUGCCUCCCC